Molecule: messenger RNA, 2054 nt
Organism: Seminavis robusta
Lineage: Eukaryota; Bacillariophyta; Bacillariophyceae; Naviculales; Naviculaceae
Source: the annotation of a GenBank genome assembly
GUGCGUAUGCAGCGCCGGCUCUUAGAGCAAAGAUACAUUCCGAGUGACACCAUCCAGAACCCUCUUUCAAAUCCUCAUCUUGGUGACGCUUGGCUGAACUCGUUGCGAUAUCAUAAUCAUUCUUUUGAUCUCGGUGUUGGAGCAAAUCUACACGACAUAAAACGAAAUCAAUCAUCUUCACCAUGGUGGAACACGAUACUAUCCUCAAGGGUUUCCUUGACCACUGUGAGAAGACACCAGAUGCGGUGUGGCUCACUCAGCCCAUGGGUGGCGAUGAGAUCAAGACUUUUACCUUCAAGCAGGUUUUGGAGGAAGCCCAGAAAAUGGCAGGCUACCUUGAAUCGAAGGGUUUCGAAAAGGGCUCCAAGAUUGCCAUUUGCUCCAAGAAUUGUGCAUGGUGGAUCAUUGCCGACAUUGCCAUUUGGAUUUCUGGACAUGUCUCCGUUCCUGUCUAUCCUACCUUGACGGGCGACACUGUUUCCUACAUUUUGGAACACUCGGAGAGUAAAUUGCUCUUUGUCGGAAAACUCGACAAGAAACCAUGGGAUGAAAUGAAAUCCGGCGUCCCUGCUGACAUGGCCAAGGUCUCUUUUCCGCUCAAACCUGAAGGAGACUGGGGUGAUACAUGGGACGAUGUGAUUGGAAAGACUGAACCCAUCAAGGCCAUGGUCGAACGCUCGGCUGACGAGAUGGCUACCAUUAUCUACACCUCUGGAUCGACUGGAAAGCCCAAGGGUGUCAUGCAGAAUUUCAAGGGGCUGACCGUUCCCACUCAGGGCAUGGUCAAACUCUACAAUGUCAAUGCAAAGGAUCGAUACCUCUCCUACUUGCCUUUGUCCCACGGUAUGGAGCGUUGGUUGGGAGAAUGUUUGCCCAUGUACUGCGGAGAAAAGGUCUGGUAUGCGGACUCCCUGACCACCUUUGUGGCGGAUCUCGUGCGAGCAAAACCAACACUCUUCAUGUCGGUCCCCCGUCUGUGGACCAAGUUCAACCAGGGUGUUUUGACCAAAAUGCCAGAAAAGAAGCUCAACUUUUUGAUGAGCAUUCCUUUUAUUGGAUGGCUUGUCAAGCGAAAGGUGUUGAAGGGACUUGGUUUGGAUUGUGUCCGUAUUGCUGGCUCUGGUUCUGCCCCCAUUCCCCAAGAACUGUUGGACUGGUACCGAAGACUCGGACUCAACCUGCUCGAAGGAUAUGGUAUGACUGAGAAUUUCAACUAUUCUCACAUUUCCAUGGCUGGCCGUGUGCGCCCUGGCUACGUUGGAGAGCCCUAUGCUGAUGUCCAGCACCGAAUCAGUGACGACGGAGAGAUUCAAGUUUUGAGUCCUGGAAUUAUGAUGGGUUACUACAAGAACGAGGAGGCCACCAAGGAAACCAUGUGUGAUGAUGGCUGGUUGAGGACCGGAGAUCGUGGAGAGAUUGACGAAAAGAACCGAUUGAAGAUCACCGGCCGUCUGAAGGAAAUCUUCAAAACUUCCAAAGGAAAGUAUGUGUCACCUGCGCCCAUAGAGAACAAACUCAAUGUCAGUUCUCGAAUUGAGUUGUCCUGCGUGAGUGGUUCUGGUCAUCCCCAGCCCAUGGCUAUCAUUCAGCUGUCCGAGGCUGCCCGCAAGGAGGCGGGCGAAGAAAAGGGACGAACCGCCAUUGAAGCUGAACUCGAAGAGUUGAUGAAGACAGUCAAUGGCGAGGUUGAUCCUCAUGAGGCUCUGCAAUUGUUGGCAAUCGUAAAGGAUGAGUGGCAACCCGAAAAUGGUUUCCUCACUCCCACUCAAAAGAUCAAGCGCGGCACUAUUGAGGAUGCCUACAAGGGCAAGUAUGACGAAUGGUAUGGCGCCAAGAAGAAGGUCAUCUGGUACGGAUGGUAAAGCGUUAUGCCUACUGGUACGACGGAAAAAGUCUGCGCCACCAUUUUCUUCCUGGCAUAGUGGGUGCAGCCCGAAGUCUCUCCUGCAUUUGUUGGCACGGAGAAAUCAACCUUCUGAUUAUGAGUGUUCCAUUGGUUUUAGUAUAUUUGACAGAGUGUGAUUUUAAUUAAUUAGCUAUUGAUUUGGUCUUCC